AUGUUAUUUGGUGAUUGGUUUGUUGGAGUGUCAUCCCUACAGUUGCGGUUUAUUUUCGACAAAUUUGAAGAAGAAACAGACUUGACUUGGGAAGAUCCAUAUAAUAAAACAAUUUUAAUAGAUAAUGAAACAAUUGCUUUAGAUAUAUUAGACACGUACUCAAGUGAAAUAAUUCAAAAUGAUUCUUAUAACAUAAGAUAUUUGAAAGAAUCCGAUGGCUUUGUUCUAAUCUAUUCUAUAGACAAUUAUUUUACAUUUUGCGGCUUAAAAUCAUACAUUGAAGUUAUAAACAAAUACAAACAAAUGGAUUUGAAUGUAAAGAUCUCAUGUGUUCUCUGUGGAAACAAAAGAGAUUCAAAUACACAACUUGUCUCCCAGCGAGAAGUUAUUAAAUUUGCAAAGAAAUGGAACAUGUCACUCAUAGAAACGUCUGCCAAACAAAUUUUUUUUGUCAAUGAAUGUUUCUUUCAUAUUGCAAAAAUAGAGAAAGAACCAAAGACCAAACUUAAACCAAGCUGUUUUAUUUUUUUAAAGUUUUUUGUAAAAGAAAAAUCCACUAAUAAUCGGGGUUUGCUCAGAGGAUGUGUUGGUGUAAAUACGGUUUAA
Entamoeba invadens IP1 is the source of this 606-nucleotide messenger RNA. RefSeq lists its product as hypothetical. Bases 1 to 606 code for a protein of 201 amino acids. Gene Ontology annotation, molecular function: GTP binding; GTPase activity; GDP binding. Gene Ontology annotation, cellular component: plasma membrane. The transcript has 2 exons. NCBI's taxonomy places the organism in Eukaryota, Evosea, Mastigamoebida, Endamoebidae. The record is from RefSeq and is a predicted model, not a curated record. Gene Ontology annotation, biological process: signal transduction.